This is a messenger RNA of Lachancea meyersii CBS 8951, 2055 nucleotides long. NCBI's taxonomy places the organism in Eukaryota, Fungi, Ascomycota, Saccharomycetes, Saccharomycetales, Saccharomycetaceae. The record is from the annotation of a GenBank genome assembly.
AUGGGUAUAGCUGACGACUGCUUUAACGUGCUUCUUCAAAACAAAAGUCUUCGAACUGAUCAGAUUCAUGAACUUUUGAGUAAAAUCAACAGACAUGUCACCGAAGAGGGGAUUUCGGCCAGUAACCUGAACGGCAUAAUAGACUUUUUAUGCGAAAACUCGCAGAUAUCAACCUCUACAAAGGGUUUUUUAAUUAAGGAGGCUUUAAUACCUAAUGGAAAGGUUCCAAGAUCAACUGUUUAUGCAAUUCUCAGAUGUUUGGGUACACGGUCACAGUCCACUCCAGACAAAUUGGAGACCUCCAGGGUCUUGCAAACAGAGCUGUGUAAAUGGCUUGUUCACGUUUACACGUAUAUGGACGAUUAUACCGUUUUCGAAGAAACAUACUCAGAGUGGUUCCAGCUGUGGCAGCUGGACUUCCUGCAACAUUGGAUCACCUACUUGCUAUUUUGGUCAACAACACGGCAUCUGGUAAGGCCAUGGCGUGUUCGAUUGCUAAGCUCGGUGGGAGCUAACUCUGGAUAUUCUAAUGCAAAAGCAUGUGCGACUCUUGUGCUAGAAAAGUUCUAUAGCCUCGUCCCUGACACGCGGAUCUACGAUGCUAUUUCACAAUUGAAGUGCAAUAAUAGGAGAUUGAAAACCCUAAAACGACCUUUGUGGGACGAAGUUUUCAUUUCGAGAUGGAAUUCUAUCGUCAAGCGGUCUUAUGGGCUGUCAGGCCCUCCUCUCUACAGUCUAUUCGAGAAGCUCAGCAAUCAGCUUUCAUUAAGUGGCGUAGAGCGAAAAAGUCACUCGAGCGAGACAGACUCUGGAAAAAUGGUGCCGCUUAAUAGUGUCGUGACACUUGGACGACUGGCAGAGAAACUCGAGUACUUGAUGGUUCCAAUUGAUGUUGAGGAUGUUAUCAAAACCAAGGAUCAGAGCUGUUUGGCUUUCAUUGCUACCUUAGAGCCAAGUGACAAAUUUUGGCGACGUCUGUCGCAAUGGAUUCAGCUAAAGCUAAAAUUGAAUUCAAUUUCGGCUGACACAGCCAGCUGCUGUCAAUCGAUCUCGACUGCGCUGAUUACAGCAACUUUUUUAAAUCAUGAAAUGUCCCUAAACCUUUCUCUACUAGACGAUGUGAAUUUUAAGUUCGAGGAACUUUCGACUUAUAAGACGUCCGAGAUGGCGACCAACACUUGUAGUAAUCUUGAAGCUGUGAGAAACAACCCUCAACAUUACAAAGAGAGUCAUUUUUACCAUAUGUGCAGGCAUUCUUUGUUUAAGAAUUGGUUGCUUAAUGAAGAAGGCACCGGAGGUGAAGAGGCUCUUUCAUGUAUUGCGUUUAUCGUGUCCUGUCUCUCUGAAGAUAUGAGAAAGUCGAUUCCUAGUCGACAUCUGUCCACCACAUUUAGGCUGCUAAUGAUAGUUCUCGACCGUUUCCCUUUGGACAGGUUUAGUGACAGCUCUCUUGGAUCCUGUUUGCUGCCAACAGAAACGGUUAACGCCAUGAUGAUAUGCUCAGAUCCAAUUAUCUUAGAUGCAGUGUCAGCCUACCUCGUCACAUCAAGGAGAAUUCUAGGAGCUUUUAGUAAUAAUGAUGGCUUGGCGGAUCCGCUCAACACCAAUCUCAAAGAUCUCUCCAAUUACCUAUGGAGCAAUAACUUCAAGGGCGAUAAUCAUGUUUUCAGGAUUCCCAAAGGUUUUAUUCGUUGUAUGAUUAGUGCUUUAAGCACACAGUAUUCAGACGCAGACGUUCAACAAAUGUUCAGUGUUCUAAAUAUACCAUCGCUUGCUUUCCCGUGUAGAGUCGCUCUCAGAACCUUGGAAGAAGCGUUCACAAGUCGAGUCCGAUUUAAUAUGAGACUUACUAAGAAGACUUUCACCGAAUUUAAAAAGGCCAACUCGGCAAGUUGGCUGGAUGAUGUUACUUCAUUUCGUGAAUUGAUUCUUGCGAUAUUAAGGCUUUUGCGGCAACAUGAAGCAUAUUGCAAUGUUGCUAAGUUUUUAUACACGUAUGUGCGCAGCAUCUCGAAGAAUGUCUCUCAAACCUUAAGUCAGCAUGAUGAAAGCUAG